Molecule: messenger RNA, 1874 nt
Organism: Hippopotamus amphibius kiboko
Lineage: Eukaryota; Metazoa; Chordata; Mammalia; Artiodactyla; Hippopotamidae
Gene: CCDC60
Product: coiled-coil domain containing 60
Exons: 14
Coding region: 1-1653 (550 amino acids)
Source: RefSeq, a predicted model, not a curated record
AUGACCAGAGUACCAGCCACCAAGAAGUUACAGAGUUCCCCUGCCUCGGGGGCCCUCUGGCCCUUUUAUGCCUCAGAUGUGCUAACACAGGUCCCAGACAAGCCAAUGAGAAGCAUCAAGUAUAUGGAGAAGGAAAUAAUAAACCUCAAGAAAGACCUUAAACGAAGCCGCAUCUUGAUUCAGUGGGUAAAGAUUGGCCGUGGAUACUUUUCCAUGCUGAGGGAGGAGAAUGCAUUGAAAAAGAAGCAACAGCUACUUCAGAAACUAAAAGAGGAAGAAAGAAAUAAAUUCCAACCAGCCAAAAAGAUGUCAGAUAUCCAGUACAGGGAUAUGCUUUUGACCACAUACGGGGACGAGAAGAUGAAGAAGGUGGGCGCCGGAGUCUUGUUGCAUCCGUUCACCCCUGUGCACAGCUGCAUCUUUGCGCCCUCUCUGCCUGAGGCUCACAUCGAGCCCAUCUUCCGCCAGCUCUGUGCCCUCCACUGGCUCCUGGAGGCCCUGACUAUAGACCACACCCACCACACCAUGAAGCCCGUGAUCACUUGCUGGAAUCCAAAGGACCCAGGUGGAAGCAAGAACACAAUAAAAAAAAUCAAUAAGGACAAGUCCAUGGGACAGAGGUGGGAGCACUUCGUCACGGCGCCGAAGACCAAGAAAUUCAAAAUUCCCGUAGCACACGUCACGAGCCGCAAACCCAGCCGGCGAGGCUCCACCCUCAGUCUGUCUCGGACAAGCGGGGGGUCAUCCCCCCAGAGCAGCAUGGUCUCCGUGAACCCGGGCUCAGAUGAGCCCCAGAGUGUGGUCACCCAGGCAACAGGCAGCAAGGAGGUUGAGGACAAUGAAUCGUCUUCGACCAAGCCUGAAGAAGAUGCCCCUGUCCAUGUCAGUCUGCAGAAGCUCCUGGAGAUGGUUCGGGAAGAUGCCCGGAGAACAGUCACAAUGGAAAACGGGACGCAAAAGCAAGCGCCCAGUAUCUUGUCAAUGCUCAGGCAAAACAAGAGUGAUUCUGCCUAUAAAGACAUGCAGACCACCCGCAAAUCAAGUGACAGAUCCAGCACUACGAGUGGAGACAGCCACUCCCAGGUGCUCCAGAAGAAGUGUAAAAGCCGUGCCAACCGGGACAUCAUCCACUGCAAGAGGGGGGUGUGUAACACCAUGAGGGCCAAGUUUUACAGUGUGGCCCGGGAGGCCGGCCUCUGUCUACAGGACAAGAUGGAAAUCCUCAUGAAGCGCCAAGAAGAAAGAGGUCUCCAGAAGUUCCAUUCUUUUGACCUUGUCUCAAAUUUCAAACAGGAUAUAGCCAAAAUGAGAAACCAAGUCUCCGCGGUAAAAGGAGAUGCAGAGGAAAUUGCAGACCACUGGUACUUUGACCUGCUGUCCAGACUCCCUGAGGAGCUGAAGAAUUUCCGCCCCGGCAAAAAGAUCCUGGCGAAACUACAGAAGUUUGGGGAAAACCUGGACCUGAGGAUCCGGCCACAUGUCCUCCUGAAGGUGCUGCAGGACCUGAGAGUCUGGGAACUGUGCUCUCCCGACAUCGCGGUGGCUAUCGAGUUUGUGCGGGAACACGUCAUCCACAUGCCUCAGGAGGAUUACAUCAGCUGGCUGCGGAACCGGAUCAGCGUCCCUAUCCGUGCCCACAGUGCCCAGACGUAGUGGGCCUGGGGCGACCAGCGAUGGCAGUGGAGGAGGGCUGUCCACCCUGUGUUCCUGCUUCCUGCCUGCGCUCAUGGAUCCUCAUUGUGAUCUAGUCGUGUCCUCUGGAGACCAGACUCUGGCGACUUUCUAGAGGGAGCUACUCGCAGGUGGAAACUCCCUUCCACCCCACACCCCAGCCUCAGUGUCCCGGCCUCUGUUCCUCAUUGGUCCAGCCUGCC